Messenger RNA from Mastomys coucha (southern multimammate mouse), 3372 nucleotides. RefSeq names its product malic enzyme 1 (gene Me1). Lineage: Eukaryota; Metazoa; Chordata; Mammalia; Rodentia; Muridae. Gene Ontology annotation, cellular component: mitochondrion. Gene Ontology annotation, molecular function: NAD binding; malate dehydrogenase (decarboxylating) (NADP+) activity; malate dehydrogenase (decarboxylating) (NAD+) activity. The record is from RefSeq and is a predicted model, not a curated record. Gene Ontology annotation, biological process: malate metabolic process; pyruvate metabolic process. The transcript has 14 exons. The coding region runs from base 284 to 2002 and encodes 572 amino acids.
GAAGCGAGGCGGCCCGCCCCUCACCGAUCGAGGCCCAGGUCUCACGCUCGCCGCUCACCAGCCUGCCCGGCGCCCCGCCCCCGCCUCCUCGCACGGCAGCUCGGCUGAUGCCGCCGUGACUCAGCGCUUCUCGCGGGCCGCCCGGCCGCGGCGGCGGCUCGGCGCGGGCUCCUCCCGCCUCGCCACCCCCUCUCGCCACCCACGCCCGCCCCCGGCCGAGGGGCCUUCCGUCGCGCGGCCGCCGCCCGCCGCACUCCGCGUCCGCCCCGCCACCGUGCCAGCCAUGGAGCCCGGAGCCCCCCGCCGCCGACACACCCACCAGCGCGGCUACCUGCUGACUCGGGACCCGCAUCUCAACAAGGACCUGGCUUUUACUCUGGAAGAGAGACAACAGCUGAACAUUCAUGGAUUAUUGCCACCCUGCAUCGUCAGCCAGGAGCUCCAGGUCCUUAGAGUAAUUAAGAAUUUCGAGCGUCUGAACUCUGACUUCGACAGGUAUCUUCUGUUAAUGGAUCUGCAAGAUAGAAAUGAGAAGCUCUUUUAUAGUGUACUUAUGUCUAAUGUUGAAAAGUUCAUGCCUAUUGUUUACACUCCCACCGUGGGUCUCGCAUGCCAGCAAUACAGUUUGGCAUUCCGGAAGCCAAGAGGCCUCUUUAUUAGUAUCCACGACAAAGGACAUAUUGCUUCAGUUCUUAAUGCAUGGCCAGAAGACGUUGUCAAGGCUAUUGUGGUAACUGACGGAGAGCGUAUCCUCGGCUUGGGAGACCUUGGCUGUAAUGGGAUGGGCAUCCCUGUGGGGAAACUCGCCCUGUACACAGCAUGUGGAGGGGUGAAUCCACAGCAGUGUUUACCCAUCACUUUGGACGUGGGAACAGAAAAUACGGAGUUACUUAAAGAUCCGUUGUACAUUGGACUGCGGCAUAGGCGAGUGAGAGGUCCUGAAUACGAUGCCUUUUUGGAUGAAUUCAUGGAGGCCGCUUCUUCCAAAUAUGGCAUGAAUUGUCUUAUUCAGUUUGAAGAUUUUGCCAAUCUGAAUGCAUUUCGUCUCCUGAACAAGUAUCGAAACAAGUAUUGCACAUUUAACGAUGACAUUCAAGGAACAGCGUCUGUCGCGGUUGCGGGUCUUCUUGCAGCUCUUCGAAUAACCAAGAACAAGCUCUCUGAUCAGACAGUGCUGUUCCAGGGAGCUGGAGAGGCUGCCUUGGGGAUUGCUCACCUGAUUGUUAUGGCCAUGGAGAAGGAAGGUUUAUCAAAGGAGAAUGCUAGAAAAAAGAUAUGGUUGGUUGACUCAAAAGGAUUAAUAGUUAAGGGGCGUGCUUCUCUCACAGAAGAGAAAGAGGUGUUUGCCCAGGAACAUGAGGAAAUGAAGAACCUAGAAGCCAUUGUUCAAAAGAUAAAACCAACUGCCCUUAUAGGCGUUGCUGCAAUUGGUGGUGCUUUCACAGAACAAAUCCUCAAGGACAUGGCUGCCUUCAAUGAGCGGCCCAUCAUCUUUGCUUUGAGUAAUCCGACCAGCAAGGCCGAGUGUUCUGCAGAGCAGUGCUAUAAAGUGACCAAGGGACGUGCCAUCUUUGCCAGCGGCAGUCCUUUUGAUCCAGUCACUCUCCCAGAUGGACGGACUCUGUAUCCUGGCCAAGGCAACAAUUCCUACGUGUUUCCUGGAGUUGCUCUUGGGGUGGUGGCCUGUGGACUGAGACACAUCGAUGAUAAGGUCUUCCUCACCACCGCUGAGGUUAUAUCUCAGCAAGUGUCAGAUAAACACCUACAAGAAGGCCGGCUCUAUCCCCCUUUGAAUACCAUUCGAGACGUUUCCUUGAAAAUAGCAGUAAAGAUUGUGCAAGAUGCAUACAAAGAAAAGAUGGCCACUGUUUAUCCUGAACCCCAAAACAAAGAAGAAUUUGUCUCCUCCCAGAUGUACAGCACUAAUUAUGACCAGAUCCUACCUGAUUGUUAUUCGUGGCCUGAAGAAGUCCAGAAAAUACAGACCAAAGUCAAUCAGUAACACAGCAGCUAGGAUUUUUAACUUUAUUAAUAAGAUCUUGACGUUUUCAUGAUUUUUAAGGGUCAGAAUCUUUUAUGAUGAUUCAUAGUGUGCUUAGAAUAAGGUGACUUUAGUUUAAUAACAAGCUCACAGGAGUAUAUUAGGAUAAAUUAGGAUAAACUUCACACUAGCCAGUUUUGUUUCACUUACUGUGGAUAUUUAUGUUUUCUCUUGUGAUUAUUCUCUUUAAGAAUUCUGUUUAAAAGCUACUGUACCUGCUGCUGAGAAAUUCCUCACUGAUAUGUAGGAAGCUAAUGGAAGACCCACAUUAGUAAUAAAUUAAUAUAGCAUAACUUGAUUACAUUAAAUGCCUACAGUUCUUUCUUGACUAUUUUGUUAAAAUCUCUUAAACAGUAAAGAUAAACACAAACUUAGGCACAGCUGACCUUUUACCAAACAGAAGCACUAUUUUGUUGCCUAGAGAAAAAUUUUCUCAGGACUGUUAUUCCAGGCAGGCCUCCGUUAGCUUUGUUCUUUUUGAACACCUGAACUCUUAACACCUUCGAGAAAGCUCACUGCUGUUUACAGUACCGUGCACAGCCUUAGAUCAUCAGUCUUCUGUCAUUGUUACGUCCCAUAGAGUAAAGCUCUCAUUGCCCUGGUCUUGAGUCCCAAACACUCCAUAGAAACACCCAUUCUCAUUGCUUAGCAGCCCCUGGCCCCGCCCCCCCCCCCGGCCCCCUGCCGAGACACUGGGCUGUUUUGUUUUGUUUUUUUCCUGGUGUAGCCUGGGCAGUGAGAAAAGCUGCAAGGAGGGUCCUUGAGAAGGGCCCCUGAGGACCCACCUCUGAGACAAGGGUGUCAGAUGCAAGACCAUGGUUCCCAGACAAGCUGGGUCUAUGAGGGUCACUUGUCCUAAUGUCCCUGUGUUUAGUAGUUCAGAUGCCUGAGAGCUCAUGGCAUGAAUAAAUACAUCUCCAAUGCCUACCUUUCUAUCAGAUAGUAAAAUAUGUUAAUCACCAAAACCAUUCUGUGAGAAAAAAACAAGCCUUUCCCAGGUGAUCUUAAUUCGCUGGACGAGUUGAUAAUGGCAUGACUAGAACCAGCCUUAAUUCAUUCUGUAGCUCUAGAGACACUUGGAUCUUGAGUUGCUUUAAAGCCUGUGUGGGUUUACAAUGGGCAACUCUGUAAAGUGAUCUCCUCGAAGGUGAAGGUGUGAGUUAAAAGGGUGCAGACUUCCUAAUGACAGCUUUUGACUAACGGUUUCUUCAGUAUAGUUAUUUGGGAAAGAUUCAGAAUUUCUAUCUAUUCUUGUCUGUUUCCAUGUUGUCAGGUAGUUGUAAAUGAAUGUAUUUACCUAUGCAAAAGAUUUAUUAAAGCCUAGAGAAUAU